Molecule: messenger RNA, 1326 nt
Organism: Fulvia fulva
Lineage: Eukaryota; Fungi; Ascomycota; Dothideomycetes; Mycosphaerellales; Mycosphaerellaceae
Product: Actin-related protein 3
Exons: 4
Coding region: 1-1326 (441 amino acids)
Biological process (GO): Arp2/3 complex-mediated actin nucleation
Cellular component (GO): Arp2/3 protein complex; actin cortical patch
Molecular function (GO): actin filament binding
Source: RefSeq, a predicted model, not a curated record
AUGGCGAACCAAACGCCAGCCGUUGUCAUGGACAACGGUACUGGUUACUCCAAACUGGGAUUCGCCGGCAACGACUCCCCCUCCUUUGUCUUCCCGACCGCGAUCGCAACGAAAGGCCCUAAUGCUGGAGGUGGCUCGUCAGGAUCAGGGCGACCAGCUGUUGCGAACAAGCCAUCCUUCCUCACCGGAGGCGCAGGACCGGGUGGGCAUCUAUCGGCAAAGAGAGGAACAGAAGACUUGGACUUCUUCAUUGGCGAUGAGGCGCUCACUGCCGCUGCUGGUCCUGGCUAUGGCUUACACUACCCUAUACGGCAUGGACAGAUAGAGAACUGGGACCACAUGGAACGCUUCUGGUCGAACAGCAUCUUCAAAUACCUCCGAGUCGAACCCGAAGACCACUACUUCCUCCUCACCGAACCACCGCUGAACCCACCCGAGAACCGCGAGAGCACCGCCGAGAUCAUGUUCGAGUCCUUCAACGUCGCCGGUAUGUACAUCGCCGUGCAAGCCGUGCUCGCCUUGGCCGCAUCCUGGACAUCCUCGAAAGUGCAGGACCGAUCAUUAACGGGUACCGUCAUUGACUCUGGUGAGGGAGUGACGCACGUUAUCCCAGUCGCGGAAGGAUAUGUCAUUGGCAGCAGUAUCAAGAGCAUUCCAAUCGCAGGUCGUGACAUCACAUACUUCGUGCAGUCACUGCUGCGUGAUCGAGGCGAGCCAGACAGCAGCUUGAAGACGGCAGAGCGGAUAAAGGAGGAGUUUUGUUACGUGUGCCCGGAUAUCGUCAAGGAGUUCUCGCGCUUCGACCGCGAGCCGGAGGAUAGGUUCAAGAAGUACGAGGUCAAGCACCCCAAUGGCCGAAGCGUCACUGUAGACGUCGGAUACGAGCGAUUCUUGGCACCCGAGAUCUUCUUCAACCCAGAGAUCUACAGCUCCGACUUCCUCACACCACUGCCAAACAUCGUCGAUGCCGUUAUUCAGACUUCACCGAUCGACGUGCGAAGAGGCCUAUACAAGAACAUUGUGCUUUCUGGUGGUUCGACUCUAUACAACCAGUUCGGUCGCCGACUACAGCGCGACAUUCGUCACUUGGUGGAUGCCAGAAUCGCCGCUUCAGAAGUACGCGCAGGAAACGCCGCAAAGAGUGGCGGUCUUGAUGUGCAGGUCAUUACACACCGGAGGCAACGACACGGUCCGUGGUUUGGAGGAUCAUUGCUCGGUCAGACACCAGAGUUCCGCAGCUACUGCCACACAAAGGCCGAGUACGACGAGAUAGGGCCCAGCAUUGUGCGGAGAUUUGCAUUGCUUGGAGCACCAGGAAGCACGUAA